Molecule: messenger RNA, 1193 nt
Organism: Hemicordylus capensis (graceful crag lizard)
Lineage: Eukaryota; Metazoa; Chordata; Lepidosauria; Squamata; Cordylidae
Gene: DNAJC17
Product: DnaJ heat shock protein family (Hsp40) member C17
Exons: 11
Coding region: 191-1126 (311 amino acids)
Biological process (GO): spliceosomal complex disassembly
Cellular component (GO): spliceosomal complex
Molecular function (GO): RNA binding
Source: RefSeq, a predicted model, not a curated record
UAUGGGAAUUGUAGUUCAGGCAACGCGAAAGCGUUGCGUGUGGCGAAGAAAAAGACUACGUUUCCCAGCAGCGGCUGGGCAGGUCACAACGCUGCCGGGGAAGCAAUAUUGGUGUGGGGUGAGGAGCUAGGACGGUAGUUCCUGGCCCGGAGGAAAGUAGAGUAGUUUGAUCUGUGGAGGGAAGAAAGAAAUGGCGGUUGAUAAAGAGCUGUUGGAGCUGGACUUGUAUGCGCUGCUGGCAGUCGGCGAGAAGGCGGCGGAUAAAGAGAUUAAGAAAGCCUACAGACAGAAGGCCUUGUCUUGUCAUCCAGAUAAAAAUCCAGACAAUCCUAAAGCAGCUGAACUCUUCCAUCAGUUGUCUCAGGCACUAGCAGUUCUAACAGAUGCAGCAGCAAGGGCAGCGUAUGAUAAAGUGAGAAAAGCCAAGAAACAAGCAGCAGAAAGAACUCAGAAACUUGAUGAAAGGAGGAAAAAAGUCAAGCUUGACCUUGAAGCUCGAGAGAGAGAGGCCCAGGGUCAGGUUAGCAAGGAGGAAGAGAUCCUGAUAACCAGGACAUUAGAGCAAGAAAUUCUACGGCUACGUGAAGAGGGAUCCCGCCAGCUGGAGGAACAGCAAAAACUUAUCCCGGAACAAAUCCGACAUGAGAAAGAACAGCGAAUUCGAGGCAAACAAGAUGGGUAUGCAGAGGAGGGCAAAGGAACUCCCAAGCUCAAACUACGAUGGAAAUGCAGGAAAGAAGAUGAAACUAAAGGAGGCUACUCAAAAGAAAUUCUCCUGCAAAUCCUGCAAAAGUAUGGUGAAAUUCUGAAUUUGGUGCUCUCUAGUAAGAAGACUGGGAGUGCAGUUGUGGAAUUUGCCACAGUGAAAGCUGCUGAGAUGGCAGUGAAGAAUGAAGUUGGCCUGAUCAACAAUCCACUGAAGAUCUCCUGGCUAGAGGGCCAGCCACAGAGCAAUCCUAGCACAGUGUUUCCUGACAGUACUAGCCAGCCACGAAUAUCCCAGGGCUCUGUAGUCUCUGAGCGAGAUUAUGAAAGCCUUGUGAUGAUGCGAAUGCGUCAAGCUGCUGAAAGACAGAAGCUGAUUGAGCAAAUGAAACGGGAAGAUGAGGAAGAUUCUUGUACAUAGUAUGAGGAGAAAUGGCAUUCUCUUGUGCUGCUUAAAUUAAGUCAAUAAAUAUCCUUUUUAAAAACAA